AUGCUACCAGUGACUGGUAUUUAUGUUUCAGAAGUUGUUGAAUAUGCCUUCCUUGUAAUAUUUACAUUAGAAGCAGUCUUGAAAAUUAUUGCAUAUGGAUUUCUAUUACACAGUGGUGCAUACCUUAGAAAUGCAUGGAAUAUAUUAGAUUUUAUAAUUGUUGUUAUAGGCGUUAUUAGUUCUUUUUUAGAAAUUUUUGAGUUGGACCAGGCAGGCUUUGAUGUGAAGGCCCUGAGGGCAUUUCGUGUCCUCAGGCCUCUCAGACUUAUAACUGGAGUCCCGAGUUUACAAGUAGUGCUGAAUUCCAUUUUGCGGGCGAUGGUGCCUCUCUUACAUAUCGGCCUUUUAGUUAUCUUUGUGAUUAUCAUCUACGCAAUUAUUGGCUUAGAACUUUUCUCAGGGAAAAUGCAUAAAACCUGCUUUGAUCUUAAAACAGGAAAAUAUUCGCUAGAAGAUCCUCAUCCAUGUGGCCCUGGUUACCCUUGCGACCUGAAUACAAGUGUUUGUAGGGGACCUUGGGAUGGCCCAAAUAAUGGAAUAACAAAUUUUGACAAUUUUGGCCUAGCUGUGUUAACAGUUUUCCAGUGUAUAACAAUGGAAGGCUGGACAAAUGUAUUAUAUGAUAUAAAUGAUGCAAUAGGCAAUGCUUGGCCUUGGAUCUACUUUGUUAGUCUUAUCAUAGUGGGCUCAUUUUUUGUACUUAAUCUUGUUUUGGGUGUACUUAGUGGAGAAUUUUCUAAAGAAAGGGAAAAGGCAAAAGCCAGAGGGGACUUCCAAAAACUUAGAGAAAAACAACAAAUAGAAGAAGAUCUUAGAGGCUACUUAGACUGGAUAACACAAGCAGAAGAUCUAGACCCAGACAACGAUAGCGAACCCGAAGCAGUUCCUAAACCGGUUAGUGAGACCGAUUCUUCAGAUAAAACAGAAGAUCUAGGUAGUGGUGAAAUAACACAACUGUCUUGGUAUGAAAGAAAAAGAAAACAGAUGCGACGAAUGAAUCGGCGCUGCAGAAGAGUUUGUCGACAAGCUGUCAAAUCACAGGCUUUUUACUGGAUAGUUAUCGUAAUGGUUUUUCUAAACACCUGUACACUAGCAUCUGAGCAUUACGAUCAGCCAACGUGGUUGGAUAAUUUUCAAAAUUAUGCCAACCUUUGUUUUGUUGUAAUUUUUACCAUAGAAAUGUUAUUAAAAAUGUACAGUUUAGGACUGAAUGGAUACUUUGUAUCACUUUUCAACCGAUUUGACUGCUUUGUAGUGUGUAGUAGCCUUCUUGAGAUGGUGCUGAUCUAUGCAGAGCUUAUACCACCUAUUGGUAUCAGUGUUUUACGUUGUGUACGCCUUUUAAGAGUUUUCAAAGCAACAAGGGCCAACAACUUUUUAAAGCAGUGCCAACAACUUUUAAAGCAGGGCCAACAGCUUUUAAAGCAGGACCAACAGCUUUUAAAGCAGGGCCAACAACUUUUUAAAGCAGUGCCAACAACUUUUAAAGCAGGGCCAACAGCUUUUAAAGCAGGACCAACAGCUUUUAAAGCAGGGCCAACAACUUUUCAAAGCAGGGUUUUAAAUUAUUUUGAUUACGCCUUUACUGCUAUCUUCACCAUGGAAAUUAUGUUAAAGGUCAUAUCAUAUGGUUUGAUAUUUCAUAAGGGUUCUUUUUGUCGGAAUACUUUCAAUCUUCUAGAUCUACUUGUUGUUUCAGUAUCAAUCAUCUCAUAUCCACUUUCACAAAAGAAUUACAAGGGCAUUUCUGCUGUCAAAAUUCUAAGGGUGCUACGUGUACUGAGACCACUCAGAGCUAUAAAUAGGGCAAAGGGGUUAAAGCAUGUAGUACAGUGUGUAUUUGUAGCGAUCAAAACCAUCGGCAAUAUUAUGUUGGUUACAUUCUUACUCCAGUUCAUGUUUGCGUGCGUUGGUGUCCAGUUAUUUCAGGGGAUGUUUUUUAGGUGCACUGAUGGGUCAAAAAUGACACGUGAAGAAUGUCAGGGUGAAUAUAUCGUGUAUACUGAUGGUGACAUGGAUUAUCCCAUAUCAAAACCAAGAGAGUGGCUCGUCAACGAGUUUAAUUUUGAUAAUGUAGGUCAGGCUAUAUUGGCCCUCUUUACAGUGGCUACUUUUGAAGGUUGGCCAAAAUUACUUUAUGUAGCAAUUGACUCCAAUGAAGUUGACAAGGGUCCGAUUUACAACUUCCGUCCCGCCGUUGCCAUUUACUUCUUUGUAUACAUUAUUGUAAUUGCAUUUUUUAUGGUCAACAUCUUUGUUGGUUUUGUUAUUGUGACAUUUCAAAGUGAAGGAGAACAGGAAUACAAAAACUGUGAAUUGGAUAAAAACCAGAGGCAAUGUGUUGAAUUUGCUUUAAAAGCAAAGCCUGUACGGAAAUACAUCCCCAAGAAUCCAACGCAGUAUAAAGUAUGGAAAAUUGUAACAUCAAGAUACUUUGAAUAUUUUAUAUUCAUACUUAUCAUGAUCAAUACGAUCAUAUUGGCCAUGAAGUAUCAUGGUCAGUCAGAAUCUUAUGAAGAUGGACUGGAUUAUGUCAACAUUGUCUUCACAGCUUUCUUCAUUAUAGAGUUUAUGCUCAAAGUAGUUGCCUUCAAACCCAGACACUACUUCAGUGACUCUUGGAAUGUAUUUGAUUUUGUCAUUGUGCUCGGCAGUAUUAUUGACAUUAUUUUGCAAUACAUUACUGGGUCUUCCAAUUCAGAUUUUCCAAGCAUUAAUUUCUUUCGACUUUUUCGUGUUCUGAGGCUUGUUAAACUUCUGAGUCGAGGAGAGGGUAUUCGAACACUUCUCUGGACAUUCAUCAAGUCAUUUCAGGCUUUGCCUUAUGUAGCAUUGCUUAUAGUAAUGCUCUUCUUUAUCUAUGCUGUUAUUGGUAUGCAGAUGUUUGGUAAAAUUGCCAUUAGUAAUGAUGAUUCUGCCAUCAAUAGAAACAACAACUUCCAAACAUUUCCAGCGGCUCUCUUAGUAUUAUUUAGAUCAGCCACAGGAGAGGCAUGGCAAGAGAUCAUGUUAGCGUGUGCUAAUAGUCCAACAGCACUAUGUGAUGAAAGAUCUGAUUCAGUUGGCACAUGUGGUACAGCAGUCUCCUAUCCCUAUUUCAUCUCCUUCUAUAUACUUUGUUCCUUUCUUGUCAUUAAUUUAUUUGUUGCUGUCAUCAUGGAUAAUUUUGACUACCUAACUAGAGAUUGGUCAAUAUUAGGUCCCCACCAUCUGGAUGAGUUUGUCAGAGUCUGGUCUGAAUAUGACCCUGAUGCUACUGGUCGAAUAAAGCACCUUGAUGUUGUCACCUUGCUGAGACGUAUUUCUCCUCCACUUGGAUUUGGUAAACUCUGCCCUCACAGAGUGGCUUGUAAGAGGUUGGUAACAAUGAAUAUGCCUUUAAAUAGUGAUGGGACUGUCAUGUUCAAUGCCACACUAUUUGCACUUGUCAGAACAUCUUUGAAAAUUAAAACUGAAGGCAAUAUUGAUCAAGCUAAUGAGGAGUUGAGAGGAGUUAUCAAGAAGAUUUGGAAAAGAACCAACAACAAAUUGUUGGAUCAAGUGGUUCCUCCAGCAGGAUCCGAUGAUGAAGUGACUGUCGGUAAAUUCUAUGCAACCUUCUUAAUUCAAGAUUACUUUAGAAGAUUUAAAAAGCGCAAACAGGAGCAACAAAAACAGCAUGGCCACGAUGGUGGCAUGGUAGCUAACUUACAGGCUGGGUUACGCACCUUACAUGACAUCGGACCAGAGAUACGGCGUGCUAUUUCUGGGAAUUUAGAUGAGGAAGAACAAGCUGGAGAGGAAGUCACUGAAAAACAAGAACCUGAGGAACCCUCACAUAGGAGGAGUCAUAGUCUGUUUGGUACAGUUAUCAGUGCCUAUCACAACUCAAGACGCCAGUCAGUACCAACACCUCAACUCCCACAUAAUAAAUCAAAUGCGCUUUCCCCAACCAACUCUCAACCAAAACUCUCACCUUCAAACUCUCUGAAGAGAUCACCGCAGAAUCCAAGCAGAAGCAACCAUCGUCCACCACCUUCACCAAAUAUAACUUCUAAUUCUCUACAUGCUUCACCACCGAAUUCACUUAAUGUCUCGCCAAUCAAUUCCCUCAAACCAUUACCAUCCCCAGUGCCUGAUACAACACCAAACAACAGCAGAAGACCCAGUAAAGUCAGGGAACACUUGAUACAUGAGCCUCCAGAGGUGAGGACCGACAUUAUUCCCUCCCCUCCUGAUCCAGAAAUUACUCCUUUAGCAUCCCCCCUUCCGUCACCCUCACAUUCCAGAACCCUUACUCCAAGACAUACGCCUAUGCACACGCCUAGAAUAUCGCCUAGACAUUCACCUCUCCCUAGUACCAUGCCAAUGCCAAUUGGGUCUCAUUCCUCUUUGUCCCCUUAUCAUCGUCAAUAUCAGCCCCAUCAUCAGCCCUAUCAUCGACAACACCCUGUACACCAUCAACAUCAUCCCCGCCCUCAACAUCAACCCCGCCCUCAACAUCAACCCCGCCCUCAACAUCAACCCCGCCACAGGCACCAUCAUGUUGAAAGCCCCCAGGAUGAGUACUUUCCGCCAAUGCAUGGGAGUAUAUCUGAUGACCCACGCAGGUUUCAUCCUGCAUAUUCUAGUGGCAGGUUGACACCUCCUUCUACAAGGAGCCGAUCCUCAUCGUCACUGUUGCCAUGUGUGCGAACGAGAGAGGAAAAGCCAUACCAGAAGACAGCUCUUCCACUAAAAUUGGCGCAGGCACAGGCCUAUUUAUUUUGA
Saccoglossus kowalevskii is the source of this 4749-nucleotide messenger RNA. RefSeq names its product voltage-dependent L-type calcium channel subunit alpha-1D-like. Gene Ontology annotation, biological process: calcium ion import across plasma membrane. Gene Ontology annotation, cellular component: voltage-gated calcium channel complex; membrane. The record is from RefSeq and is a predicted model, not a curated record. Lineage: Eukaryota; Metazoa; Hemichordata; Enteropneusta; Harrimaniidae. Gene Ontology annotation, molecular function: high voltage-gated calcium channel activity.